Molecule: messenger RNA, 1595 nt
Organism: Saimiri boliviensis boliviensis (Bolivian squirrel monkey)
Lineage: Eukaryota; Metazoa; Chordata; Mammalia; Primates; Cebidae
Gene: BCKDHB
Product: branched chain keto acid dehydrogenase E1 subunit beta
Biological process (GO): branched-chain amino acid catabolic process; response to nutrient
Cellular component (GO): oxoglutarate dehydrogenase complex
Source: RefSeq, a predicted model, not a curated record
CGCCCCUCUGGCCCGACCAAUGUGGAAGCCGUCUCGGGUACUCCGCCCUCCUCACCGGCAGCAAGCGGCUGCAUCUCUUGAGAGAAACUCGGCGGGGAUGGCGGCUGUGGCUUCGGCUGCCGGCUGGCUGUUCAGGCUCAGGGCGGCAGGGGCUCAGGGGCACUGGCGUCGGCUCUGUGGCGCGGGCCUGGCGCGGGGCUUUCUGCAUCCCGCCGCGACUGGCGAGGAUGCGGCCCAGAGGCGGCAGGUGGCUCAUUUCACUUUCCAGCCGGACCCGGAGCCCCGGGAGUACGGACAAACUCAGAAAAUGAAUCUUUUCCAGUCAAUAACAAGUGCCUUGGAUAACUCACUGGCCAAAGAUCCUACUGCAGUAAUAUUUGGUGAAGAUGUUGCCUUUGGUGGAGUCUUUAGAUGCACUGUUGGCUUGCGAGACAAAUAUGGAAAAGAUCGAGUUUUUAAUACCCCAUUGUGUGAACAAGGAAUUGUUGGAUUUGGAAUUGGAAUUGCAGUCACUGGAGCUACUGCCAUUGCAGAAAUUCAGUUUGCAGAUUAUAUUUUCCCUGCAUUUGAUCAGAUUGUUAAUGAAGCUGCCAAGUAUCGCUAUCGCUCUGGGGAUCUUUUUAACUGUGGAAGCCUCACUAUCCGGUCCCCUUGGGGCUGUGUUGGCCAUGGGGCUCUGUACCAUUCUCAGAGUCCUGAAGCAUUUUUUGCCCAUUGUCCAGGAAUCAAGGUGGUUAUACCCAGAAGCCCUUUCCAGGCCAAAGGACUUCUUUUGUCAUGCAUAGAGGAUAAAAAUCCUUGUAUAUUUUUUGAACCUAAAAUACUUUACAGGGCAGCAGUGGAACAGGUUCCUGUAGAACCGUACAACAUCCCACUGUCCCAGGCUGAAGUCAUACAAGAAGGGAGUGAUGUUACGCUAGUAGCCUGGGGCACUCAGGUUCAUGUAAUUCGAGAGGUAGCUUCCAUGGCAAAAGAAAAGCUUGGAGUGUCUUGUGAAAUUAUUGAUCUGAGGACUAUAAUACCUUGGGAUGUGGACACAGUUUGUAAGUCUGUGAUCAAAACAGGGCGACUGCUAAUCAGUCACGAGGCUCCCUUGACAGGCGGCUUUGCAUCGGAGAUCAGCUCUACAAUUCAGGAGGAAUGUUUCUUGAACCUAGAGGCUCCUAUAUCAAGAGUAUGUGGUUAUGACACACCAUUUCCUCACAUUUUUGAACCAUUCUACAUCCCAGACAAAUGGAAGUGUUAUGAUGCCCUUCGAAAAAUGAUCAACUAUUGACCAUAUAGAAAAGCUGGAAGAUUAUGACUAGAUACAGAAAUAUUUUUUCUGAAUUUUUAAAAUAUUUCCUCAGACUUAUCUCUUUUUGAAAAGAAAGUUUUUAUGAAAUUAACCAUCAUGAUAUUGGCUGAAAAGUUCUACAUUCUAUUAUUGUAUUGUAUUGUAUUGUAUUGUAACACACAUGCAUUGAUGAUUUUGAUUAAGAAAUUUCAGAUUAACUUUGAAGAAUGUUCCACAUGAUAAUCUUAUAAAUUCAGUUUAAUUACAUCUGUAAAUAUUGUGUGUGAGAUAGUAUUAAAUAAAGUAAAAGCAGAUUGUC